This is a messenger RNA of Eucalyptus grandis, 1093 nucleotides long. RefSeq lists its product as hypothetical. The record is from RefSeq and is a predicted model, not a curated record. NCBI's taxonomy places the organism in Eukaryota, Viridiplantae, Streptophyta, Magnoliopsida, Myrtales, Myrtaceae.
UUUUAGGGCCAUUCUUGUUCCUCUCACCUAUACGGUGGCAAUAAAAGCUUAAUUCUUGUAGGAAGACAAAUUGGACAUUUAGCAGUAGAAUAUACAUAUGCACAGGCUCUUUUCCACACUUGACCUUACUUUAGUGCUCACAUCUCACUUUCAACUUUAUCAAAAGGUCAACGCUCACUUGUUUAUUCCGCAGGCCUUGACGAGCACGGCUUGCUUCCUUCUACUGCCCCCUGAAUCUCAUCUGAAGCACACUGACAAUGAAACAGUUGUCCAACCCAAGCCAGUUCUGAAGCUCAUCUUUCGCUAAAUCCAGCACCAACCCAAUUUUCAAUUUCCAGAUCCGGGGCUGAAGAAGAUGGCACCACCCACGAAACUAUCUGGAAUUUGCUCUCUGCUGAUGGGUCUUCUCUUUGCCUACUCUGCAUCUGUUCAACUAGAUGAUCCAGAUUGGUACUUCUGGUUGCCUCUGUAUUCCUUUGCCUGCCUCGUGAACCUGGCGAGCCUGGUCUUCUUCGCGUCCAAACUGGUCCCAAGCAUUGGGAAGCUGGCGCUGCUCGGGCUGUUUCUGUUCAUGAAGGUGGUGGUGGAGGACUAUAGGCACGAAAUCGCCGGUUUCUGGUCGCUGGACAUGAGGGAGAGAGUUGUGAGAGAGAAAUUCGGGAGCGGGCUGGUUGUGUUCUCCAUGUUUCUGCAUCUUCAAUCCACAUCCAAUGAAAAGGGUCUCUUUACGAGGAAGGAUGUAGGAGUUGCCAAACGUAUUGAACUUGGACAGAUGAUCUUGGUGGGCAUUGGUUACGGGCUGUCCUUGGUCUUCUUUGCAUUCCACAAGGACGAAAUGAAGUUUUGACUGAAUGAAUCUCGAAGGGAUCAUGUAAAAACCCAGAGAUGGUCAUAUUUGUGUCUUAUCAGUGUGAGCGCGAGAGAUCUUCAAUUUUCACUGUUUGAUAUGUAUCUACAACCUUCGGUUUGCAAGGGGAAGGAUUUGUAAUUCAUCUUCUGACAUGAAUGCCAGCACGAUCCAUUCGAGCACCAGUACUCCGGCAGGUCAAACUUUGACCGAGAAUAGUUGUAAAUGCAGCAGAAACGGAUGUAC